AUGGAACACGGAGGCGGAGGCUCGUGGGGAGUAGAAGUCCCUUCGCCAGAGAAGUCGAGCCAGCUCUACAUACGCGACUACCCGCAUCGAUCCGUCGCCAUUGUAUCCAACUCCCACGCCCUCAUCUUCAGUCAUACAUCCAGCCACGAUCUCACCAGCCAAGGCAAUGGCAGCAGCCACCAUCUUCCUCAAGUGCAGCCUCAUCGAUCCCGAACUUCAGGCACAGAGACCCCCGUGUCCAAAUGCAUGGCCGAAUUCACGCCACUGUCGAAGCACACGCUUUCCGACUAUCGCAGUCUGAUACCGCGGCCGAUAUUUGGGACACUGGGCUUGAUUGCGGUUGAUGGAGAUGUCUUCUUGUCUGUCGUCACGCACGCCACACGGGUUGCGACCAUCCGGCCUGGCGAGACGGUCGAGAAAAUCUCCAGCGUUGCCUUCUUCUGCCUCAACAGCGACCGCUGGGACGAUGUCGUGUCCAUUGACAAUCUGGACCCCGACCUGUCCGAUGCCUCAUCCGUGUACGGACCAGCCGGCUAUGGUCAGAACCUGAGUCGCCGAGAGAUUACGGUCGAACAUCCUUGCCAUGACCUCAGGAAACUACUGAGCAAUGGCUCAUUCUACUACAGCACCGACUUUGAUGUCACCAACAGGCUGCAAGAUCGGUCCGUGAACUCGGCCGCCUUCGACAUUGACAACUUUGACGACUCGUUCCUCUGGAACUCCUUCAUGAUUAGCCCCCUGGUCCAAUUCAGAUCACGUCUCAUUCCCCACGAGAGAGAGGCCCUUGACGCAUCGAGGAUCCUCACGUCCGCCAUCAGGGGUUUCUGCCGUACCAUCGCCAUCCCGCAGAUCAGUGCUCCUCUGAAAACAACGAGUACAGGCCUCCCUUCGUAUCUGACAGUCAUAUCGCGACUCUCGUGUCGAAGGGCUGGCACGAGGUUCAACUCCCGCGGCAUCGACGAUGACGGCAACGUAGCCAAUUUUGUAGAAACGGAAACGACCUACUGGAGCCCUAGAGGGACUCUCUUCUCGUUCAGCCAGGUUCGAGGGUCUGUGCCCCUGUUUUGGGAGCAGGCGGCAGAUCUUCUACCAGGAAAGCAGAACAUCAGCAUUACCAGGUCGCCAGAGGGCACGCAACCUGCCUUCAACAAACAUUUCCAAGACCUCGAGCAUGCUUACGGUGCCGUUCACGUAGUCAACCUGCUCAGCGAGGAGAAGCCCGGGGAAGCCCAGCUCAGCAAGCUCUACCACAACGGUGUGCGCCAUUCCCCGUUGAGCCAGGUCGGCCAGAAUCAGUCUCAAGAUCACGCCUUGUUGAGGGAGACGCACUAUGACUUUCAUGCGGAGACGAGAGGUGCUGCUGGCUACGAGUCGGCUAGGAACAUCAGAAGAUAUAUUGAGAACUCGACCGAGGGCUUUGCCUAUUAUCUCGCCGAGGAGACCGACGAUGUGGCCGAUGACAAUCGCAGCUUGACAACGGUCAACGGAGCCCCUCGCAUGGUCGUAUUGCUCCAGCAAGAAGGUGUUUUCCGCACCAACUGUCUAGACUGCCUCGACAGAACCAACCUGAUCCAGACACUGAUCUCCUCCAUGGCCAUGGAGUCGUUCCUGGGCCAAAGAGGAGAGUACGCGACGUCCGAUUUCUGGAUGAGACAUUCAACCCUCUGGGCGGACAAUGGCGAUGCCUUGUCGAAGAUUUAUGCAGGCACCGGUGCCCUCAAGUCAUCAUAUACCCGCACUGGCAAAAUGUCCCUGGCAGGCGCCGUUGCUGAUAUGCGCAAAUCGAUGCAGAGGCUUUACCACAACAACUUUACUGACGCCGCAAAGCAAACGACCAUCGAUCGUCUGCUCGGCCGGCUUGUGGGCCAGACGCCAAUGCACAUUUACGAUCCGAUCAGUGACUUUGUCGCAGCCGAGAUGAGCAAGAGGAGCGCAGAGUUCUCCUCAACACAGGAUAUCAACAUGUGGGUUGGCACUUUCAAUCUCAAUGGGCGGACCCAAGGCAUCGACCACGAUCUAUCGUCUUGGCUUUGCCCCAAAGAGCUGGGCCCAAUCCAGCCCGAGAUUGUAGCCGUUGGCUUCCAAGAAAUUGUCGAUUUGAGCCCCCAGCAGAUCAUGAACAGCGAUCCCACACGGAAACGAUUGUGGGAGAAGGCCGUGAAGCGGACACUCAACAGCCACUUUGAAAAAGCCGGUGGCGAGCGUUACGUGUUGCUUCGGAGCGGACAGCUUGUCGGUGCCGCGUUGUGCAUUUUCGUCAAGGCAUCCUCGCUCAGCAGCAUUAAGAAUGUCGAAGGUAGUGUGAAGAAGACGGGAAUGUCUGGCAUGGCCGGCAACAAGGGCGCGGUCGCCAUUCGGUUCGACUACGCCAGCACCCCCAUUUGCUUUGUCACGGCUCACCUAGCAGCCGGGUUUUCUAAUUAUGACGAACGCAACCGCGAUUACGCGACUAUCCAUGACGGUCUGAGGUUUCAGCGCAACCGCGGCAUUGAUGAUCAUGACACGGUCAUAUGGCUUGGUGAUUUCAAUUACCGCAUCGGUCUGGGUCCUGAUGCUGCCCGGUCUCUCGUCAAGAAGAAGGACCUGGCUACGCUGUACGAGAACGACCAGCUGAAUCUACAAAUGGUAGCUGGUCUAUCCUUUCCGUUCUAUUCGGAGGCGCGCAUCACGUUUCUGCCCACCUACAAGUUCGAUCUCGGGACGGACGACUACGAUACUUCGGAAAAGGCAAGAAUUCCGGCCUGGACGGACCGUAUUCUCCGAAAGGGGCAGAACCUGCGCCAGCUGUGCUACAACUCAGCACCGCUGAGGUUUUCAGACCAUCGGCCAGUCUAUGCAACGUUCCAAUGCACUGUCAACAUUGUCGACGAGUCUCACCGCGAGCAGAUCAGCCAAGAGUUAUAUUUGCGUCGGAAGCAGGAAGUUGGGGACCCUUCGACCAGUCUUGAUACUGAGGACGAGGACGACGAAGACCUUAUUGGAUACGACGCCAUCGAACCCGGACUACCACCUGCCAGCUCCGACCGGCAAAAGUGGUGGCUCGACAACAAGCAACCGGCGAGGGCAGGCGUGAAGCCGCCACCUCCGGGUGCAGACGGGCAGAGCAUGGUUUUGAACCCCAACAGACCGGCCAAUCCGUUCGGCGUGACGACGGAACCUGACUGGGUAACGGUAUCAAGAUCGCGCGUUUCGUCCUUCUCGACGAACCUGUCAACGUCACCCUACGAGCAUGUGAACACUCCGGCCGACCUCUUGACAUCAACGGCGCCCUCGGCGCGCAGGGCGCUUCCGCCACCAUUUGACCCUUCCACUCUCCCAGCUCCGCCGCCACGAACCAGUACGUGGGUCGAUGGUAGCUCAAACUCGAUGCAGAGAGCCGAGACACCACCCCCUCCUCCGCCUCCGAGGCGCCAGACAGCUGGCCCUACGGGCAGCUCGAACCAGUCGGCCUCCAUGGCGGCUUUACACAAAACGCAGGCUGUGCCUCCGCCACCGCCGCGACCGUCAUCGGCUCUUUCGGACCUCUCUCAGCUCUCGCAACAGUCACGUGGAAAGGCAGCACCACCCGUGGCAAGAAAGCCAUUACACCUGAGCUCAACGUCGCCGACGGCAAGCCCGUCAUCUACGAAGAAUGGGCAUGGUAUUCUGAGCGAUGAGAAACCAAAGCUUCCUAUGCGGGCAGCGACGGGGCCUGUCGCGCAGAACGGCCACGGCGGGCCGACGUCGCCUGCCAGCGGCGUGCUGAGGAAACAGCCGAUGGCCGGGGCGAUGGCCUUGCCAGGGAUGCGAGCAGGCGAGAACCGGCCCAAGCCUAAACCACAAGUGCCGACGAAGAUACAGAAGAAGGCACCGGUUGACUUGCUGGAUGCCCUGGGCGAUGACGAACCGCGUGGUGCGGGGAGCUGGGAGACGUUGACGCCCAGCAGCCACAGACGGUAG
Verticillium nonalfalfae is the source of this 3939-nucleotide messenger RNA. RefSeq lists its product as uncharacterized. Gene Ontology annotation, biological process: phosphatidylinositol dephosphorylation. Gene Ontology annotation, cellular component: cytoplasm; membrane. The record is from RefSeq and is a predicted model, not a curated record. The transcript has 5 exons. Gene Ontology annotation, molecular function: phosphatidylinositol-3,5-bisphosphate 5-phosphatase activity; phosphatidylinositol-4,5-bisphosphate 5-phosphatase activity. NCBI's taxonomy places the organism in Eukaryota, Fungi, Ascomycota, Sordariomycetes, Glomerellales, Plectosphaerellaceae. The coding region runs from base 1 to 3939 and encodes 1312 amino acids.